Molecule: messenger RNA, 624 nt
Organism: Belonocnema kinseyi
Lineage: Eukaryota; Metazoa; Arthropoda; Insecta; Hymenoptera; Cynipidae
Exons: 2
Coding region: 163-603 (146 amino acids)
Source: RefSeq, a predicted model, not a curated record
GUUUCGGUACCUAAAUUCAGUCAGCAGCAAUAAUUACACGUCAUGGUCAGUUUCGAAACAUAAAAAUUGACAAAAAAAAUCCAAAAUGGAUAUGAAAAAGAGACGAAAUAACAAGAAGAAAUUGAUUUAACAUCCGACGAAUUUCUUUUUAAUUCAAGAUAAAUGGCAGGUUCGCGAACUUCUGGAAGAGCCUACGACGAGAUUUCGCACGAGAUUGAGCAGAACUUUCUGUCGAUCAGAGUGCCAAGGGACAUCAGAGAGAUACAGGCAGUUGGUAAUGGAAAUGGAUUUGGCACAGGGUCUUCCAAUUCCGUCCGUGUCAAUUGCGCAGAUGUCUCCGGUAGCACCUGCAGGGAAGGAUGUGCGAAGGUGAAUGUGAUACCCAAUCAACAACCACCCGAAAAGAAGCCGGAAGAGCAGUCAUUUUUUCUUAGAUCAAAAAAACAAAUAAUACAAUCGGAUGAAUUACACCACAGCCUAGAAAUAGAAUUUAAGGCCCCCCGAAAUUAUACACCCUUGCCAGAACCUGGACCCUCUCCACCAAUUAUAACCAUUGUCGCCAAAGCUAAAGUCGGAAAAGGCAGAAAGAAAAAAGAAAAGUGAAAAUUAGCAAAAAUUUGUAAA